Molecule: messenger RNA, 2007 nt
Organism: Sceloporus undulatus (fence lizard)
Lineage: Eukaryota; Metazoa; Chordata; Lepidosauria; Squamata; Phrynosomatidae
Exons: 13
Coding region: 193-1629 (478 amino acids)
Molecular function (GO): protein binding
Source: RefSeq, a predicted model, not a curated record
CCCGUCUCCGCGCGAGGUCCGUUGCUCAAAAUGGCGGACUGAGGCGCGAGGGUUAGCGCCUUCUUCCUUCCUGAGAGGGAGCCUCCCUCCAGCCCAGCAAGGAGAUCCAUGCUUCUUAGUUACUAAUACAAAGGAUCAUUCUGCACCAAAGAGAAUUUUACUUAACGACAGAUUCAUCGUGUGCUUAUUAGAAUGGAAGUAGGCCAGACAAUUGUUAGUGCUUUUAAAAAGCCUAAGAGAAGAAGUGUCAAGGCUAAGAAGAAAAGAUUAAUUUUCGAAGAUGAAGUAAAUGUUGCUAAAUCUGAAGAGGAUCUAAUACUAAAAGACACAACACGAGUAAUUACAAAGAAGAGCACCAAUUUUCUUACAUUUGGGUUUGUCUUCAUUAAAAGCGUCAUUCAGCAUGGUUUAGAUAUAGUGGGAGCAACCUAUAACAGCCGGAGUAAAAGACUGGUCCUUGCAGAUGGUAAAGGAUUUUUCAGCUUGGAUUUACUUCCUUCUAGUCGAAAUGUCAAAAGAGAGAUGAAUUUUCCAAAAUAUCACUUCAGCAUGGCAAGAAUAAUCACUUACUCUGAAAAAUUCAAUGUUUACUUCGUUCUACAAAAAGAUUUUGCGAUCAAGGUUUACAACAAGAACUAUGUUGAGAUUUGCUCAGUAGAAAAUCGUGGUUCUGGACGGUUAACAUUCAUAUCAUUCAACCCAGUAAAAGAUGAACUCAUAAGCGGUGGAUUUAAAGGAGUUAAGACCUGGAAAUUUAAAGAAACGGAGCUUCCAGAACAGUGUGCUCCUGUUCCAAUGUACAAGUACAGACUUUUCCCCAGCACAGAAUAUCCGUAUAUGGGAAGAAGCUGGUGUACAAAUAUGGAUUUUGAUGUCCUUAUGCAAAGAUACUACUGCUUUUCCGAUGGCCACUUCUACUGUUAUGACAUCAAUGGGAACAUGCUACUUGAGAUAUUAAAUGCACAUGAAACUGCUAUUCUUUCUUGUGUUUACUCAGCUGAUACUAGACUUUUCCUAACUUCCUCCAAAGGCAGUGAAAUAAAAUCUUGGAAUGACCAAGGCUGCUUGCUACAUGUAUUUCAAGGUCAUUCCGACACUGUCACAAAGCUGCUGCUCCAUCCAAGCACUACUACUUUAUUUAUCUCUGGAUCUCUAGAUGGAUCAGUCAAACUCUGGUCAUUUGAAACAAUGGACAUUUUUUACAGCAUAUCACUGUUUCAAGAAGGAGUACUUUGGAUUGGCAUAAUGGAAGAUACAUUUCUGUACUGCUGUUCUGCCCGCGGUCUUCAUAUAUAUGAUCUCAACUCAUUUACCAGCUUUUGGAGUCAUGUCAGUAGUCCAGUAAGGAAUCUCUACCUCUGUGGUGCUGAUGGAAAAUCUAGUAGAGUAGUUGCAAUGGGUGUUGACAACAGCUUAAGGAUAUUCUCUCUUCAUAACGGGACAAGGUUAUGCACAGUUCUGCCACCUCUUUGUCCCUCUGUUCUCCACCCACUUCUAAGCUUUACCUAUAAUCGAGCUAGUGGAACAAUUUAUCUUCUCUUGACACCUACCGAUAUAUGGGUCUAUACAGCAAGUGAGCCAUGUCUUCUCAUAAUAUGUCCAAUGUGCAACUUCCAAACUCUACUCUAGAGUUCUAACCAUCAAAUGAGAGCAACCAGUGGCCAGUUUCAACUCAACAUCACAGCCUCUCUGAUUUGUUCUUCUUUCGUGCUGAGGUGGCUUCUCUCUCAGACAUUUUGGAUAAGAGGGAGAAAUUUUGGAUCUAUAGAUUGAAGGCUUCAACUUAGAGGAAAAUACAUCAACCUCUAAAGAAUAGUGGAGACAGAAUGUUCUAAUUUGGAAACUUGUAUGUAGCUCAGUUUCAUCUUUAACAACUGAAGCAGGCAGAAGCUGAAGCAUUUUGCUUAUAUUAUAUUUUUGUUUUCCAUUUCUUAAUCACCCCCCCCCCAAAAAAAAAUAUGGAACAAAAAUAGAUGAUGAUAGAUAGAUAAAUAGAUAGAUAGUUAG